CGGUAAUUUCAGUCAGGAAUGUUCGCGGUCAGUCCCUCAUGUGACCGUUGGGGGUCCUGACUCGGCGCGGUGUGGUGUAGUUCAUCAUGGCGGCGAACAGCAGCAACAACACGAGCGAUAAAAGCGGCGGAAAGCUGCCCGCGCCGUCCGCAGAGCAGGUGGUGGCUACUUUCCAGAGGAUGCGACAGGAGCAGCGCAGUAUGGCCUCGAAGGCUGCAGAGUUGGAGAUGGAGAUCAAUGAACACAGCCUCGUCAUAGACACGCUAAAGGAAGUCGACCCGACACGGAAGUGCUUUCGCUUAGUUGGCGGUGUGCUGGUGGAGAGGACCGUCAAAGAAGUUCUGCCUGCGUUGGAAAACAAUAAAGAACAGAUCACGAAGAUCGUGGAGUCGCUUAACUCACAGAUGCAGGCGAAAGGGCGGGAGCUGACGGAGUACCGCGAGCGCUACAACAUCCGAUUAGUCGGCGAGGACGACAAACAGGGCAAAGCGGACGCCAGUCCAGCCAAAGAGAGCGAAGGAGGCUCGAAAGGCGGCGCCGGAGUGCUCGUCUCCUAGUGGAUUUUUCUUUAAACGCUGGUUAGAAUAUUUGCGGAGAGACUGAGUUGGCAUGUUUCUAUUAAGUCUUACAGGUGCCAGUCAUAAAACACGAAAGAGAGUGAAAGGCUCGGUUUUCAUGCACGUUUUGUUAAGACACGGCUCACAACAACACCUUUCCUAUCCGAACAUUUACAG
Messenger RNA from Sinocyclocheilus grahami, 734 nucleotides. RefSeq names its product prefoldin subunit 2 (gene pfdn2). NCBI's taxonomy places the organism in Eukaryota, Metazoa, Chordata, Actinopteri, Cypriniformes, Cyprinidae. Gene Ontology annotation, biological process: protein folding. Bases 87 to 557 code for a protein of 156 amino acids. The record is from RefSeq and is a predicted model, not a curated record. The transcript is spliced from 4 exons. Gene Ontology annotation, cellular component: prefoldin complex.